This is a messenger RNA of Emiliania huxleyi CCMP1516, 947 nucleotides long. RefSeq lists its product as hypothetical. NCBI's taxonomy places the organism in Eukaryota, Haptophyta, Isochrysidales, Noelaerhabdaceae. The coding region runs from base 5 to 634 and encodes 209 amino acids. The transcript is spliced from 9 exons. The record is from RefSeq and is a predicted model, not a curated record.
UGUCAUGAUCUUGCUUGCGCGGCCGCUGCGGACAGGCGAGCUGGAGAGGCUGCACCGCCACAGGUACGUCGUCGUGCCAGACUGGCUCACGCGUGCGCAAACCGGAAGGCUGCAGGCGGACGCGGUCGCCGUCGGCGCCGACAGUGGAUUUGAGUCCGCCGUCGGCUCCGUCAACUUUGGGACGGCACGCGUCGACACUGAAGUGCGGCGAUCUCGUCAGUGCAGCAUCUACCCGCCGCCUCGCAACGCCGCCGGCUCCGUCACUGAGCGCGAUGGACUCGUCAGCGCGGUGAACGGACUGCGACGCGAGCUGGAGGCUGCGGCGCUGCCGGCGCUGCCGCGGCUCGCGCCCUUCGAGACGGAGCUCAACUACCUUCUCUACCCGAUCGGCGGCCACUACAAACGGCACCUCGACCAGCCGCGCGGGAAUAGCGGCUGGCAGCGGCAAGGCCGACGGGCAGCCGACGGCGGCUCCAUCUCCGGCGGCAGCCUGCGCCGCGUGGUCUCCUUCAUCCUCUACCUCAACGACGAGUGGGAGGACGCUGACGGAGGAGUACGUCGAGGACGUGGCGCCGAACGGCGGCACGCUCGUCCUCCUCAUGAGCGGAGAGUACUCAGGUGGAGCACCGAGUGAGGAGAACGCACAGGGAGAGGCAGUGCGUCGUCGGCUGGUUCCGCGAGCGGCGCGAGGCGCGCGUGCCGGACUUGGACGCGUCGUCGGUGCGGACGCUCGGCUUGCUCGACCACGAGGAGACUGUCAGCUGCUGCCUCGACGACAGCGUCGGGUGGCACUGAGAGACACACGCGGGCAGCGGGGAGGCGCGAUCGGACGCGUAGAAUAUAGAAAACGGCCACACACGUCCACCGUCCAGCGAGGCCGGGGCAAGGCUUGUUGCACGAGUAUAUGGGACAAAGCGUCGAAAAUGUCCCAAAACCCAAAAAUAAAA